Molecule: messenger RNA, 2574 nt
Organism: Fopius arisanus
Lineage: Eukaryota; Metazoa; Arthropoda; Insecta; Hymenoptera; Braconidae
Gene: Rox8
Product: TIA1 cytotoxic granule associated RNA binding protein Rox8
Exons: 3
Coding region: 686-1861 (391 amino acids)
Cellular component (GO): nucleus
Molecular function (GO): mRNA binding
Source: RefSeq, a predicted model, not a curated record
CAGUUGCAGCGCGCCAUGCCCUCACCGAAAUCCGCCAUUUUACGUCUAACUCUUGAGUAAUGACGUAGCCCCAUUGGGUGUGUGUACUAAAUUCCCGAAUAAUUCCACUCGUACCUCAAAAAUUAACGACGAAUAAUCCCGAUCUAUUGGUGUUGAUUGACCCCAAAUGUCCUCAAAUUAACGUGAAAUUCAAUCUCUGAUGUCGGGUGCUGGUGAAAAUACGGAUAUUCACCCAUAAAUAAAUUUUCCGAAUCGACAAAGUUAAAAAGGCCACAAAAGCCAUCGGGUUUUUCACACCGGGGCGGGGGGACUUGUGAGCCCUAAAGAGAGAGAGAAAGAGUUUUAAAAAAAAAAAACGAGAGUGAUAGACAGAGAGAAAAAGGAGAGAAAGAGUGCGUGUGGAGGAAAAAGGAAAUCCAAGGGGACACGCGACGGUCGCUGGAAAUUGCGAGAAAAAGACAGAGAGAGAGAGAGAGGGGAAAAAAAAGCUCAAGCUAAAAUCUAAAACUCCAUUUUGUGUUGUGUAGAGUGGAAAAUAGGGGAUUAACUGACGGUGAGGAGUUUGUGAUUAAAUAAUAUCGAUAGGGAAGAGGAAGGUGAGGCAACGGGUCAAACGGUGAAAACGAGAAUUAUUAUUUUUCAGUGUUAAGCCAUUGAGUAAUCGUGGAAUAAAAGGUGGUUGAAAAUGAGCGAAGAGAGUACUCCCCGUACCCUAUACGUGGGUAAUCUAGAUAUAUCAGUGCACGAGGAAUUACUGUGCACUCUAUUCUGUCAAAUAGGUGCUAUAAAAGGAUGUAAAAUAAUACGUGAGCCUGGUAAUGAUCCAUAUGCCUUCGUUGAAUUUACUAAUCAUCAGUGUGCAGCAACGGCACUUGCCGCCAUGAAUAGGAGACUGUUCCUCGAGAAAGAGAUGAAGGUUAACUGGGCAACUAGUCCCGGUAAUCAGCCAAAACUUGACACAAGCAAUCAUCAUCACAUAUUUGUCGGUGAUUUGUCACCUGAGAUUGAGACACAGACACUCAAGGAGGCAUUUGCACCAUUUGGCGAGAUAAGUAAUUGUCGUAUUGUACGUGAUGCACAGACACUUAAGAGUAAGGGAUACGCGUUUGUGUCGUUUGUUAAAAAAUCCGAGGCUGAGGCAGCUAUAUCUGCUAUGAAUGGACAGUGGUUGGGAUCACGCAGCAUCAGGACAAAUUGGUCGACGAGAAAACCACCACCACCGAGGAGUGAGAGACCUAGGCAUGCUAAUAACACCAAGCAAAACUACGAGGAGGUGUACGCCCAGAGUAGUCCAACCAAUUGCACAGUCUACUGCGGUGGCUUUACAAAUGGCAUAACGGAUGAAUUAAUAAACAAUACAUUCUCACAAUUCGGUGUAAUCCAGGAUGUUAGAGUAUUCAAGGAUAAGGGUUACGCUUUUAUUAAAUUCACGACUAAAGAGGCAGCGACACGCGCCAUCGAGGUUACCCACAACACAGAAAUAAAUGGUAGUAUUGUCAAGUGUUUUUGGGGAAAGGAGAAUGGAGAUCCUAACAGCGUUGGACCCAAUGCCAAUCAACAAACUCAGCAGGUGACAUGUGGCGCGGGACAGUACUCGUAUGGAUAUGGACAGCAGAUGUACUGGUAUCCACCGGGAUAUCCCCACAUGCAAGGACAAUUCCUCCAGCCUCAGUACUAUGGCCAGUACUAUGGCCAACAGGCGCCGUACAUGAAUGCAGGAAUGAGGAUGCAAACACCAGCUGGUGGUACUUGGCAGCCAGGUCAAGCAACAGCCUCACCACAGGCAGGAUCAGCUCCCAUUCAACCUGGUCAACAACCAACAAUGGUGGCCUACACCAUGCCACAAUAUCCCACGCAAUGAAAUACGUGAGACCAAUUUCAAUAAAGUAAAGAUAAUGGGGGAUAAACAAACAAAAAAAAAAAGAAAAAAAAAAAAAAAAAACAAAAAAAAAAUAAAUAAACCUUUUCGACCAUGGGGACUUCUUCAGAGCUUGACAUGAUUGAUCAUUCAUUUUUCUCGAUCAAAUUCACGAAGAACACGCACUUGACUUCUUCUUCAGCAAUCAGAGACAAAUCCUGAACCCUUCGUUUUACCAAUUUAUUUUUUUCUUCUCCUUUUUUUUUCUUCUAUUUUCCGUCAGUACUUUGACAUGUUCAGGGUUCGUCGGUGGAGAUAUUUUUUUUUUCAUGCUGAACAUGAAAUUUUGUAAAUUUCACCGGGUUGAUCCUGUUUUAUACACGAGUAGUUUUUGAAUUAGUGAAAAGCCAUUGUUACUGUUUCUAAUUAGCGUCUUCCACAUAAUUGUACAAUUUCUAGGGUUCGAAUGAAUUUUCCACAAUUUCACAAUAAAUGAUGAUUUGUUAAUCAGGCGUUUGUACAUAAAAUUGUUUCGAAAUCAAUUGGUAUUAGCCACCGACGACGUGAGAAGAACUCCCCAAUGAUAAAAAAAAAAGAAAUGAAAAUUUAAAAAAAUGCAGGAGGUGAAUGGAAGAAUGAAGAAUGCAAGGGUGAGUGGAUCGAAUGAACGCAUAUGACGAGGAAAAAGGAAACGAAAAAGAGAUAAUUGCGUAAAA